Salvelinus fontinalis (brook trout) is the source of this 6371-nucleotide messenger RNA. RefSeq names its product prolactin-releasing peptide receptor-like. Gene Ontology annotation, molecular function: neuropeptide binding; neuropeptide Y receptor activity. Gene Ontology annotation, cellular component: plasma membrane; neuron projection. The record is from RefSeq and is a predicted model, not a curated record. The transcript is spliced from 2 exons. NCBI's taxonomy places the organism in Eukaryota, Metazoa, Chordata, Actinopteri, Salmoniformes, Salmonidae. Bases 2943 to 4031 code for a protein of 362 amino acids. Gene Ontology annotation, biological process: G protein-coupled receptor signaling pathway.
CCUAAAAUACAUUUAUUAAGACUAUUAUGACAGUUUUUUUUCUCUCAUAAUAAUCUAAAGGCGAAAGAAACGCACACCUAUUUAGGCGAGGUGCUGGCUAGCGGAGUGGAACACUUCAAAAAUAAAGGAGAGUUCAAGAAAGUUCAUGGUUAUUUCCCAUAAUUGUCGGUUACAUGAUUAUACGAUAAUAGUGCCAGCUCUAAUCAUGGUGAUACUUUCUUUUAAGGGGGUCUGUCAGGCAUCUUUGAGAAAUCCAUCAAGCUUGUUGUCUUGCCUAGGACUUUAUUUUGUAAUUUAAUCUCCUUUCUAAGGAUUUCAAAAUGUGACUGUCCUUCCUUUACCAAUACAUUCACUAUUGUAUAAUCAUGUGUUAUUUCAUUAAUUAUUUUGUUGUAUGAAAGCCUUCAAAAAAUAGUAAAAGCUUUGACAUUUUCCCUGUAAAUUAUGUGUCCGCUAUUCAUACACACAUUUUACAGGGAUUCCAAGAUUAAUUACAACCAUCAUUACUGUGUCUUAUAAAAUGUACAUUACCAGAAGUAAUUAUUGAAAUUAUUGCUUCAACUUUGUUGAUGGGCUUCAUUGCAGUCCUCAACCAAUCAUGCUGCAUGCAUGAUUAGUUUUCAUGCAGAACGGAAGAAAUUUAAGGAAACGAAGGAAAGGAGAAAGCCAUAUAUUUAUAUUGUUCUGCUUAUUCUGCUCCAGAUAUUACCACAAGCCCGUUCUCCCCCAUUAAGAUGCCACCAACCUCAUGUGCACUGAACAAAAAUAUAAACACAACAUACAACAAUUUCAAAGAUUUUACUGAGUUACAGUUCAUAUAAGUAAAUCAGUCAAUUGACAUAAAUUCAUUAGGCCCUAAUCUAUGGAUUUCACAUAACUGAGAAUACAGAUAUACAUCUGUUGGUCACAGAUACCUUAAAAAAAGGUAGGGGCGUUUAUCAGAAAACCAGUCAGUUUCUGGUGUGACCACCAUUUUCCUCAUGCAGCGCUACACAUCUCAUUCACAUAGAGUUGAUCAUGCUGUUGAUUGUGGCCUGUGGAAGGCUGUCCCACUCCUCUUCAAUGACUGUGCGAAGUUGCUGGAUAUUGGCGGGAAGUGGAACACGCUGUCGUACCUGUCGAUCCUCAAUGGGUGACAUGUCUGGUGAGUAUGCAGGCCACGGAAGAACUGGGCCAUUUUCAGCUUCCAGGAAUUGUGUACAUGUCCUUGUGUAACAGUAUAACUUUAAACCGUCCCCUCGCCCCGACCUCGGGCGCGAACCAGGGACCUUCUGCACACAUCAACAACAGUCACCCACGAAGCGUCGUUACCCAUCGCUCCACAAAAGCCGCGGCCCUUGCAGAGCAAGGGGCAACACUACUUGUAGGUUUCAGAGCAAGUGACGUAACUGAUUGAAACGCUAGUAGCGUGUACCCGCUAACUAGCUAGCCAUUUCACAUCCGUUACACUUGCAACAUAAGGCUGUGCAUUAUCAUGCUGAAACAUGAGGUGAUGGCGGCGGAUGAAUGGCAUCUGUGGCAUUGUGUUGUGCGACAAAACUGCACAUUAGAGUGGCCUUUUAUUGUCCCCAGCACAAGAUGCACGUGUAAUGAUCAUGCUGUUUAAUCAGCUUCUUCAUGUGCCUCACCUGUCAAGUGGAUGGAUUAUCUUGAUAAAUAAGAAAUGCUCAUUAACAGGGAUGUAAACAAAUUUGUGCACACAAUUUGAGAGAAAUAAUAUUUUUGUGUGUAUGGAACAUUUCUGGGAUCUUUUACUUCAGUAGAAAGCCAGUAUGAGGUUUAGGCUCAGGCGAGAAUGAAAGGUCAGCGGGCGCGUGGGAGUGAAAAUAUUUAUAGAGUUAAAAAAGUACUCUCACUCAAAACCGUGAAGAGGAUUAACCCAAGGAGUCCGAGAUGCAAAUAUAAUAUCAUGAAUUUAAUACAUGCUCGAAAGAAUACAAACGUGAAAGUGCAAGGAGCUAUAUAACAAAUAAAAAGGAAGGAGCAUACGUUUUGGUCUUAAGCCUUCAUCAGUGCUGUACAAACAAAUUAAGAAGACACAUACUUAAGAAGACACACCUGAUGUGUGUAACAGGUGCAACAGGUGCAAGCAGAUAGUUAAUUAGAGACUAGUGAAUCCGGAGUCAAAGCAUAUUAACAAGGAAUAUAUAGAACAGUAUCAAAAAUGGACAAUUCAAAUGUCACAUAUAAUUGGAAAGAGACAAGAGUCUGGGCUACAUAGCAAUAUCAGAAGCAAUAGAUAUGAAAUACUGGGGGAGACUGCUGGUGCAUGUAGACAACACUACUGGAAACAUACAAGGUCCAAUUCCUCAUUAAGCCCUUUGGGGUGUAGAGUUUUUAAGUAUAAGAUCCAUCUUGCUUCCCACUGGAGUAGGCGUUCAUCCGUAUUGCGGCAUCUGCGGCUUGACCAAACAUGGUCAAUGGCACCGAACUUAAGAUCAGUCACAAGAUGAUUAGGCCCAUGAAAAUGUCUGGCCACUGGUGAUUUUAAGUAAUUUCUUCAGAUAGCACUGCAUUGCUCGUUGAUGCGUAACUGUAGUUGUCUGAGCGUAAUACAACUGUAUGGACAAGACAGUAGAUGCACUACAUUGUUAGAUUGACAUGUAAUUAAUCUAUUGAUGGUCUAUUCUUUAUUUGUGAUGAAAGAUCUGAACGUGUGGCACUUUUUAAUACCUGUACAGGCCGCAUGCCUUUAUUUCAGCUCAUGAAACCUGGGACCAACACUUUACAUGUUGCCUAUACAUUUUUGUUCAGUGUACAAUCAUUUAGGAUCUACAUCAUUCACUUGUUUGAAUGCCAUUGUUUUCCAGUUAUGAGCAUUUUAUUGUCAUUGUUUGUCACUAAAACUUCCCCAACCCCUGUGCUUUGCCUCUUCCAUGGUAAGCUGCUAAGUGGCUGGUACCCAGGGCUUCCCUACUGCUGUGUAGUUUAUCGGUUACAGUAUGGAAGGCAGUGGCACUGGAUGGACUGGAGGUCUGCUGCCCUCUGUGGGCGAAGAGGCAACUAAGGAGCACUCAGUCUUUGAGGUGGCUGUCCAGAACAGCUUGGCCAACCACAGCUCCCUGUUUGCAGACGUGGCUCUGCUGCAGAGCUUCAAGCUGCUCAUUAUCCCAUGCUACGCCCUGGUGGUGGUGGUGGGUGUGUUGGGGAACUACUUGCUGCUCUACGUCAUCUGCCGCACCCGCAAGAUGCACAAUGUCUCCAACUUCUUCAUCGGGAAUCUGGCCUUCUCAGACAUGCUGAUGUGUGUGACCUGUGUACCAUUCACCCUGGCCUAUGCCUUCAACCCCCGUGGCUGGGUGUUUGGAAGGUUUAUGUGCUACCUGGUGUUCCUGAUCCAGCCAGUCACAGUUUACGUGUCUGUCUUCACCCUCACCGCCAUUGCUGUCGACAGGUACUAUGCCACUGUGCAUCCUCUGAAGAAGCGCACCUCGGUGGCCACCUGUGCCUAUGUGCUGUCAGGGAUCUGGCUGCUGUCCUGUGGUCUGGUGGCUCCAGCUGUGGCCCACACCUACCACGUGGAAUUCAGAGAGGAGGGCCUCACCAUCUGUGAGGAGUUCUGGCUGGGGCAAGAGAAGGAGAGGCUAGCCUACGCCUAUAGCACCUUGCUGGUUACCUACGUCCUGCCACUCUCUGCCGUCUGUGUCUCCUACCUCUGCAUCUCUGUCAAGCUGAGGAACUGUGUGGCACCGGGACAUCGGACCCGGGACCAGGCAGAGGCACAGCGAGCCCGGAAGCGGAAGAUCUUCCGUCUGGUUGCGCUGGUUGUGGCGGCCUUUGGGGUGUGCUGGCUGCCCAUUCACGUGUUCAACGUAUUGCGUGACAUCGACAUCCGCCUCAUCAACAAGCGCCACUUCCUGCUCAUCCAACUAAUGUGCCAUCUGUGUGCCAUGAGCUCGUCCUGCUGUAACCCCUUCCUGUACGCCUGGCUGCACGACCGCUUCCGCGCCGAGCUGAGGAAGAUGUUCACCUGCCACCGCCGCAUCGGCAUCCCUGCCAACCACUGUGCUACAGCCAGCGUGGCCCUGUGACUGUGCAGGGACAAGGAGAUAGAAGAGACAGAAGAUAUCUGAUACCAGUGUAAACAUGUUGUAGGUCCAAUUUUCUGAUUAUUUGCUAUUGACCUAAUGUGGACAUGACAAGAGUUAAUUGUGACUUACAGCUGAUUACAGAGAUAUUAGGUGGUUCCCUAGUCAUUUUUCGAUGAACAAAUCAAUUGAACAUGCAUGAGGUGAUUGCCUGGAAAGAAUGAAUGAACUGAUCGAAUGCCAAAAAUAUGAAGGUAACACAAGAGAGAAAAAAGCAAGAGAAAGAAUAAAAGGAGAGGGAAGGAGAGGGAGAAAGAGGAGGCGAGGUGACAGGACCACCAAACAAAUGUUAUUUUGAAGGCCAUUUUGCACAGCCACAGUCAAUGUUUAACACCAAGAAACAUCAGCAAGCAGGAGAUUCAUCUGCCAAAAAUGAGAGGUUUGGUGGAUAAUUUCAAGGCACUGGUCACACAAUAGUUGCUUCUACAUACGCGAUAUCCCCCAUAACUCCAGAUGGACAGUUGUCUGCUGAGGUUAGAGGGUAGUAGUUGUCCCACCUAGCUAUCUUAAGAUUAAUGCACUAACUGUAGGUCGCUCUGGAUGAGAGCGUCUGCUAAAUGACUAAAAUGUCAAUGUAAAUAGUCAAUGCAGGUUUGGUCCCCAGACUGGUGUUUGGCAGUGAAUGACAUGCUUAAUGACAUGAAUACAGAUAUAAUCUCGGUCUCCACUCUUUGAAGAAACAUGCUUAAUAAAACAGUAGGUGGUGUUUGUUCCCCCAUGGUUACAUCUCUAUUUUUAUUGCAGUCUUAUCAGUCUGUUACCCAUCUUUGUCUCUGGGGAACGUACACCGCUUCUGAAAAUAGUCAUUUAGAAUUGUUUGCUAACCGAGUGGCGCAGAGGUCUAAGGCACUGCAUCGCGGUAUUGCGGCAUCCCUACAGCCGGGGUUAUAUCCCAGGCUGUGUCACAACCUAUGGGAGUCCCAUAGGACUGCGUACAAUUAGCCAAGCGUCGUCCGGAUUAGAGGAUGGUUUGGACGGGGGGCGGGGGGGCUUUACUCAUUGCACUCUAUUGACCCCUUGUGGCCGGCCGGGCGCCUGCAGGCUGACUACGGUUGUCAGUUGAACGGUGUUUCCUCCGACACAUUGGUGCAACUGGCUUCCGGGUUAAGUGAGCGGGUGUUAAGAAGCGCGGGUUUGGCGGGUCAUGUUUCGGAGGACGCAUGACUCGACCUUUGCCUCCCCCUAGCCCAUUGUGGAGUUGCAUAUCACGAAUUUAGAGAGAAAAAGGGUAUAAAAUUACAAAAAACUCAAAUUUAAUUAGGUGUUUGUUAGGCAUUUGCUGAGGUCAUGCUUCCCACUGCAUGCUUGCAUUAAUGACUGCAUUAUAGUUUAACUGAGGUGUUGAUUCUUAUUGUUUUUUUAGACCAACCACAAAAAACCUUCCCCACUUUCAAUAUAUUUAGCGAAAUGUCAUGGGGCCUUGCUUUGUGAAUCCAUAAUAAAUGGCCUUCUGUGGUUUGUGUCAUACCAUAUAAAAUGUCUGUCCUUUAGUGAUUGCAUGCAAUUAUGUGUAAAAUUCUGAAUAAACAAACACUGAGAAUUGGCCAAUUGCUGAUUGAAAAAAAAGCUAAGAAGCUUAAUGAAUUACAGAUGGCAAAUGUCUUAAAUCAUUAAAAACUUAAUUAAAUCAAAUAACAACACAAAACAAUGUUUACACAGGACUGUUUCAUAUACACUUAUUAGGCUAUAUCACUUAAAUGCAAUGUUAGUUUUUAGGCAUAGUUUGUAGAUGUAAAUAUCAUAAUGAAUAGACUGAGAAGGAGUAAAUGGAAUAUUUAGAGGCAAGACUGCAGGUAACUAGAGAACAACUAGAAUGCACUAAUCCAAGAACAAGUAAACAAAAACAAAUAUUUUAUUUCAACAAGUAAAUAGUGAUCUGUAUGACUGUCCACAAAUUCCAUCUGAGGUUGCUGUGGUCACGUAUGGUUGCCAUGGUCACGUAUUAGGGAUUUUAUAUUCUGUUAAUGUGUUAGGCCUAUGCGAUAACAAUCCUCACACCACCCAAUAGCAUCCGAAAAAAUCCAUAGAGAGCAACAAACACACUUGAGAACAAUGUGGAUUCAGCCACUUGUGCCACAAUGUGGAUUCAGCAACCUGAGCCACUUGUGUGGGUUGUAGACUCCGUCUCAUGCUACCACUAGAGUGAAAGCACCGCCAGCAUUCAAAAGUGACCAAAACAUCAGCCAGGAAGCAUAGGAACUGAGAAGUGGUCUGUGGUCACCACCUGCAGAACCAUUCCUUUUUUGGGGGUGUCUUACUAAUUGCCUAUAAUUUCCACCUUUU